Panicum virgatum (switchgrass) is the source of this 3051-nucleotide messenger RNA. RefSeq names its product homeobox protein HOX1A-like. The transcript is spliced from 9 exons. Gene Ontology annotation, cellular component: nucleus. Gene Ontology annotation, biological process: chromatin organization; regulation of DNA-templated transcription. Bases 269 to 2437 code for a protein of 722 amino acids. Lineage: Eukaryota; Viridiplantae; Streptophyta; Magnoliopsida; Poales; Poaceae. Gene Ontology annotation, molecular function: DNA binding; chromatin binding. The record is from RefSeq and is a predicted model, not a curated record.
UUCCGCCCGCCGCAUCGCUCUUGGCUCACGCCGUCCCCGUCCGUCCUCCCCCGCGCCCGCCCCUCGCGGGAGACGAGACGAGAGAGAUAGAGCCUCCGGGCCUGGAGCUGGAAGCUUCUUCGCGGCGUUGCGUCGUUGCCCGCUCGCCCGGUUGCAAGGUGCUGGUGAAUCUGGCUCAGCUAUAUUUCAUUGUGGUCCACAGGAAGAUGGUUUUCUGAUGCUGCUUUAUUUGUUUACUGUAAAUUGAUGAAAUUUUGGUGAACAUACUAUGGACAAAAAUACUCCUUGUCCUGUUGAAGGCAACGGUGAGAUUAAAAAUGGUGUGAGCUCUAGUCAAAAUCCUGAGGCCGUUGAGCAUCAUGUUAUGUCUCCAUCUCAAACAAUGCAAAAUACCAUGGGUAUAAGGAAAAAUUAUAAAAGGGCAGCAAACAGAGGCAAAAAAGGCUCCCAAGGACUAACAGGUCAAACAUAUACUUUGAGGUCAUCUGGUAAUAAUGUCAGGAUGCUUCGCUCCACUUCAAGUUCAAAGACAAAACCUACUGAACAUGCACAGACUCCAGUACAACCAGCAGAACCAGCAGCAAAAAGAAGAAAAAGGGGCAGACCCACAAACACAAACAAAAGUUCGACAGACGAGUUUUCACAAAUUCGUAAACGUGUUAGAUACAUUUUGAAUCGGAUGAACUACGAACAAAGCCUGAUUGAAGCUUAUGCUAGUGAAGGCUGGAAAAAUCAAAGUUUGGAUAAGAUAAGACCUGAGAAGGAGCUUGAACGAGCGAAGGCGGAAAUUUUGCGAUGCAAGCUGAGAAUACGGGAAGUCUUCCAGAAUCUUGAUUCUCUCCUCACUAAGGGGAAGAUUGAUGAGUCUUUAUUUGAUUCUGAAGGAGAGAUAUCUUGUGAAGAUAUUUUUUGUGCCACUUGUGGCUUGAAGGAUGUUACAUUGGGUAAUGAUAUCAUUCUCUGUGAUGGAGCUUGUGACAGAGGGUUCCACCAGAACUGUUUAAAUCCUCCUUUGCGUACUGAAGAUAUCCCCGAAGGAGAUGAAGGUUGGCUUUGCCCUGCAUGUGAUUGCAAGUUAGACUGUAUAGACAUAAUAAAUGAACUUCAGGGAAGUGAUCUCUCCAUUGACGACUCUUGGGAGAAAGUCUUUCCAGAGGCUGCUGCUUUGGCAAAUGGCUCUAAGCAAGAUGACGCGUUUGAUCUUCCAUCAGAUGAUUCAGAUGACAAUGACUUUGACCCCAAUAUGUCCGAAGAGCAUGUGGCUAGCAAGGAAGAAGGAUCUUCCGAAGAGGAAGAGGAUGAGGAUGGAGGAUCAGACUCUGACAACUCAAACUUUUUGACCUCUUCUGAUUCUGAUGGUUCGGGACCUUUGACAACGGACAAAAAGAAGGUCGAUGACCUGGGAUUACCUUCUGAGGAUUCAGAGGAUGAUGACUAUGAUCCAGCAGGUCCUGAUUCAGAUAAUGAUUCUGAUAGAGAUAUCCAAAAGAAUAAAUCAACUUCAGAUGGGUCGGACUUCACAUCUGACUCUGAUGAUUUCUGCAAGGAGAUUGCAAAAUCUGGUGGACAUGAUGAAGUUUCAUCACCUCCAUUACCUGAUGUUAAGGUGGAUGAUAUGGAAAGAAGCACUGCUCAGGCUGACACAGAAAAUUCCAAUGGUGACCCUAUGGAGACUGAAAUGGACCAGAGUGUGGUUUUACCAGUUUCAGGGAGACGGCAGUCUGAACGGUUGGACUACAAAAAACUAUAUGAUGAGGCUUAUGGUGAAGCACCGUCUGAUUCUAGUGACGAUGAAGAAUGGUCUGGGAAAAACACACCAACAAAAGGCAAUGAAGAGAUUGGAGCUGAUUCUCCUGCAGGAAAAAGCUUGCAUCCUGAUUCUCUUCAUGGUUCAGUUGAUAAGAAACAUGGAGAUGGAUCUAAUGGCAGCAACAGUGCAACUAGAAAAGGACAUUUUGGUCCAGUAAUCAAUCAGAAGCUACAUGAACAUUUUAAGACAGAUCAAUACCCUAGUCGUUCUGUCAAAGAAAGCCUGGCAGAAGAACUAGGGCUCACAUUCCAGCAGGUUAGCAAAUGGUUUGAAAGUAGGCGUCAUUUCGCAAAGGUAACUUCUUCCAGGAAAGGCAUCUGUCCAGAUAAUCAUAGACCUGAGAAUACAGAUAGUCCAAUGGCAGCUGGCACGCAACUCAACAAACCUGAGGGGACGGAGAUGGAAAAACCUAAUAUAGGCAGAAACAAGGAUGCUACCAUCUCUGGAAAAUUGGGCUCUCCAAAAGUUGGAUCAAGAAAGAAUCGUGGCAAGAAUGCCUCCGGAGGUGAUGUGAGAGGAUCCAAAGUUGAUUCUGCUGAGGAGCAGGUUCCAGGGCUCGACCUUGCAGACAAGGCAAGGCAAAAGGCAAUACAGCGGGAAAUAAUGAAGAAGAAAAAGGGCAGAUGAAAUUCUAGCCGAAGUCAACAGCCAGAAUAUGAACUCCUCCCGAAAUGUCCAAGUCAGGUCGUGAUUUUGCUGCAGCACUGAGCCUUGGAACUUUGGCUUUGUACGGCUUUACAUUGGUGGCCAUCCUAAAAAAGUAAAAAACAUAGACGAUUGCAUGUCAGCCAGCUCUCACUAGAUCAUGUCAGUCAACUAACAAGCACAGCAUUCAGUUUUCUGGGGGCAAUUGGUUCCCUGUUCUUCAGCCAAUGAGAGCUUCCCCUCGAUUCCUGGGGCGCUCUCGCUAGGAGUUAUCCUUCAGAUUUAUUUGUACCGACUUGUCAUUGCAUGAUUGCAGUAAGGGUUCCGUUGCAAAAACCCAAGGCUCCGGAGCAACAGCAGGGUGCUGCUAUGAUAGUAUGGAGAAGAUGUGCUGCUGUCAUCGCUGUUGAUGUUCUUGUAACUUGCAAGAUGGGCCGCGUGUAAUACCAAACCUUUUUUUUAUUUGAUAGGAUGUUGUACCAAACCUUGGUGUAAUGUGAGCUGAGGACAUUGUUUCGUUGUUGGUUUUGUACUUGUUUGGCUCCCCUGAUAGAACAAGAUCGUUGCGCUUUUCAUGCAAGACAAAUUUCUCGUAA